Labrus bergylta (ballan wrasse) is the source of this 5266-nucleotide messenger RNA. It is a transcript of the gene klf12b, whose product is annotated as Kruppel like factor 12b. Gene Ontology annotation, biological process: regulation of transcription by RNA polymerase II. NCBI's taxonomy places the organism in Eukaryota, Metazoa, Chordata, Actinopteri, Labriformes, Labridae. The record is from RefSeq and is a predicted model, not a curated record. Gene Ontology annotation, molecular function: RNA polymerase II cis-regulatory region sequence-specific DNA binding; DNA-binding transcription factor activity, RNA polymerase II-specific.
CGUGUAAUUCGAUGCAUGCUGUUAAAGCUUAGAGUAUAUUGUCUUCCUUUUGCUUAUGAAGCCUCCACCCACCGGCCCACCCUACAUUUAGCGGAUCAUGUGACUCGGGGCAGCCGAAGAAACAGGAUGUUAAUGCUUGACGGAAUGCCUGCGGUCCGAGUCAAAGCCGAGCCCCUGGAAUCGGAACAAGGGUCACCUAAAGUGCGCCCUUACUCUGCGAUGGACGGCGUCCCCUUCUUCCUCAGCAGAGUCAAACCUGAGCCACCAGAAGACCUGCUCGCUCACGACCUGCACUUCCACACACAGACCGAGCCCGUCGACCUGUCAAUCAACAAACCCCGCCCCUCCUUUUCAUCCACCACUCCUAUCACCACCUCCUCUUCUUCCCCUCUACGAUCCGCCUUCUCUCCCUCCUCAUUAUCGUCGUCAUCCUCCUCCUCCUCCUCUUCUCCAUCAGUCAUCACCUCCGCCUCGUCGGUGCUCACGCCAGGUCCUCUAGUCGCCCCUGGAUCUGGGGUCAGAGGUCAGCCCUAUUUGCACAUCCUGCACUCUGUGCCGCCGCCUCCGUCCAGCCCUCUGGGCCUGCAGGGAGUGGGGAAGCUGGCCAGCCAUGUUCACCGCAUCCCAGUUGUGGUACAGUCACUGCCCCUCAUGUACACCACCGCUGUUCGAUCCCCCUCCAGGCUCAACAACGCCAUCAUGCUACCUCUGCUGGACGAGGCCAAAAGCCAGGGCAAAGCACAUAUAGACCACAAUGGCCUGUCGCCGAGGCAGAUCAAGAGUGACAGCGACGACGACGACCUGCCAAACGUGACCUUGGACAGUGUUAACGAGACCGGCUCCACUGCGCUGUCUAUAGCCCGCGCUGUACAAGAUUCCAUGUCUCCGUUCAGUAUUGACAGCAUACGGCGCCCCCGCAGGUCAGAGUCUCCGGAGUCCAAAAAGAGAAGAAUCCACAGAUGCGACUUUGAGGGCUGCAAUAAGGUGUACACCAAAAGCUCCCAUUUAAAAGCACACCGGAGGACGCACACAGGGGAAAAGCCAUACAAAUGCACCUGGGACGGCUGCACGUGGAAGUUCGCCCGCUCCGAUGAGCUGACGAGGCAUUACAGAAAACACACGGGGGUGAAGCCCUUCAAGUGUGCAGACUGUGACCGCAGCUUCUCCAGAUCUGACCACUUGGCCCUGCACCGACGGAGACACAUGCUGGUGUGAAUCAGACGGAGAGAGAGAGAGAUCAACACGAGAGAGAGAGAGAGAGAGAGCAAUGAAACAGACCACACACACACACACACACACACACACACACACAGGCAGCCGGGGGAGCGGGAUCUCCCUGUGAAUGUUUUUCAGCUGGCCUGGACGCACACACACUUACACACUUACACACUUACACACACACACACACUCUCAUCCGUCGCGAGGGGAGAAGAUGGAGACGUGCACAGGGCUUGUGGAGCACAAAACAGGGUCACUUCUGAAUCCUCUUUGGGGCUGGAAGGAAAAGACGGCAGGAUCUGUUAUCGUCGUUGUUUGGAGUUGAAUAGGGAACUGUCUUUUACAGCACUGUUUGUAAAUGUUUCACCUUGAUUUUAAAGAUGAACUCGCACUCUUUCUUCGGACAAAAAAAAGAUAUAUAAUGCAAUCGCAGCUGUUUCUUUUUUUUUUUUGGUAUCUUUUCUUUUCAUUCAAAUAGUUGCUUUUCAAAGCAUUCAUAAUGUGAAAGACCUCUUUAUAAGGAAGGCAUUUCCUGCGGGAGCAGACAGAAGUUUAAGGCCUUGAAUGGAUAACAGGAAAAGCUUUAAGCCCCUGCUGGAGAUACUCUUGCACAGUUAUCUCCCUGUGAGUCCGAUUUUUGACCAGCAGAGGGCGCCAUUUCACCACAGAUGGUUUUUCUUUUCCCGCUGGAGCCUGCUGUUAAAAACCGAGGCAUGCCAUAUUAGAAUCAAAAAAGAGGGCUGGACGUUCACCUUUUACCAUCGCCGGAAUACAACUGAAGACAUUCACUGAAAUAUGGAUCAACCUCACCGACACACCUGCAGUUUGAGAAACGCAUUGCUUCAUUCCAGACAAUGAAAAGCGGACACUCAUGUCAUCGCACCAGCAAAGAAACACACAGUUUAUGGACAACCUCACCUCUCAUCCGUGCAUUUCUUUAUGUUGAGCCUCUUGAAAGCAUUUUCUCAUAAAAGAAAAACAAAUCUUUGGUGGGUUUUGUGCUGUGAUUAGCAAUCAGUAAAGUGCAAUCUUAAAGGAUAAAUAUACUUUAAGUAUGAAAAUGUUUUGUUUAUUUUUGUUUUUCCAAAUGCCUGCUUAUCGCUUAUGUUGGACUCAGAAAAAAUACAACCCCUCAUGUACAGUGAACUUUGAAACAAUCAGAGGAGAUUUUCAGUAUGUGAAAAAAUCGAGAGGCACCUUACAGACUCAUCAUUUCAUUCUGUCCCAGUAGAUCUCCUUUUCUUUCCUGUUCUUCAGAUCUGUUUUCUCAGUUAUGAAAGGAACUUCUGUUGUGGUUUUUCUUUCUUUUUCUUUUCUUUUUUGCACAGACCAUAAGCUGAAUCCAGCGUUGGCUGCAGUGUUACAGGGAUAGUUUGUUACCUGAGGUAUAAAACAGAAGAGCAAUACAUGCAGAACAAAGUGAGGGGAAGGAAAGUCCGCCUCCUCUUCGUUGUUCUGUUUGCUGAUGUCAGUCUAUUGGAGAAACGUCUGGCUCCUCGUUCUUUCCCAUGAUUCCCUGCAAGGAUUGUUUUUUUUUUGUUUUUUUUUUUAGCUCCAGCACAUGGCUCUUAUCUGACACGCGUUAGUCAGCGAGUUCCUGCAAAUCACUCGACUUUGUUUUGUCUCUAAAAGUCACUUGAAAUGCUACCACCUCGACAAGAUUUAUCUUAAAGAAUGUUCUACCCAAGUUGUUUCUAAAAAGUAGAAAAAUUGAAGAAACCACGCACACACACACACACAUAUAUCUAUAUUAACAUAAUGCAUUUACUGGCAGUCAUAUCUUAUCUCUCGGGAGACUCUAACUUUACCAUAAUGAGGAAGUUAAAUUAAACUUAAUGUAUAUCUUUACCGCCAUAAUAACAGAUGUUUUAUCUCCAAUACUCCUCGAGCGGUGUAAGACAUAAACUCAACAGAAUGAGGCCAAUUUGCGGCACUUUAAAGUGCUGCUAAAUGCAUUUAUUGGACAGAAGCCAGUAAGAGAAAUGGCACCCAUUUUGAUAAAAGCACCGUGACAACCACACACACACCUGAACAUUUUAAUUAAAAAAAAAAAAAAAUCCUCCCUUUGAGUGAAGCAUUCAAACAUCAGGCAGUGAUUUCCACACUUUGUAUGUGACAGCCCUUAGGCUGUAAUGGAGAAUGGUAACGUAUGUAAUCAUUAUUUAUGUAUAUUGUUUGUGCACAUGUCAUUAUGCCUGGUUGUAUUAUCAUUUUGGCAACAACAACAACAAAAAAAAAGCAUAUCAGCACCUUGUUUGUUUUAUUAGUAUGAUUUUCAAAUGAUUUUAUUUCAGAUGUCAAUUUAUAAACAAAUAAUCCUCCUAUUUUAUCCUCCAUAUAUAAUGUAUGGGAACAUUUUAUUAUUGAGGGGCACUUCAUCAUUGCAUAGAACUCUUUUUUUUCUUCUGUACAAAGGAUCUUUUGAAAUGUUGUAAUAUAUGUGAUAGUGGAGAUAAAAAACUUAUUACAAAGUUCUACAGCCUGUAUAUAUACAUUGGACAAAAUAGGGCUUUUGAUUAGUAGACGCAGGAAAUACAUUUAUACAUGUAAAGUCUUUUUUUCAGAGACUGUAAUUUAUCUAAUUUGAUAUACAGUGAGAUGGGGCUAAUGGUGUUUCAUCGUGUAAAUGAUCAUACUUGAUGUGAUAGAACAGUUUGCUUUCUUUGCUUUUGUGGUUAACUAAAAAGUUCAUGAGCGAAUCAUUUUUAUUCCCAAGGCUGAACCAGUGUUUGCUACAACCGACAAAUUAUUUAUAUACACCCACCAUAAUAAGGUACUCGAUUUCCCCUGUGUUGCUAUUUUACUAUAACCCAGACAAGAAAUUCUAUAGAUCAAGCACAUAUCAACAACACGUGUACUCUUCGUGUUCAGUAUAUGAUGUUGCAUGCCUUAAUAUGCCACCUUUUUGAAAGAAAUCAAUGACAUUGAAUACGGUGUCUCCAAAGGACAGGGUCAGCAUCUCUUCCCUCAUUUUAAAGCAUAAUUUUGUAACGGUAACCAGGGUCAAAGUUAUGCAAUAAUAAUAAUAAUAAUAAUAAUAAUAAUAAUAAAAUAGUGCCUCAUAUUGCAAACUUGUAAUAUCCGCUGCUUCGUGCAGACUUUUAGAUUUCAGCAUGUGUGCUCAAAUUAAAACAUUUCAAAUGGGAAACUGUUUUUUUUUCUCUUCUUCUUCUUUGGAAAAAAAAAAAGCACAGACAACAUUAUGCAAGUCGGACCUCUAAUGUUUCAAUUUCUUUUUUUUUUUCGCACUGAGCCUUAUGCCGUCGUGUCAAAGGCAGCAUCGUCCCAUAACACUUUCACAGGCUGUUUUAUAGCUCACGUUAUUACUUUGCUUGCAAUAAGUCACUUCCUCCAAGGGGAACAAAGUUGAGUUACAAAGGCCUCUUGAUAUUUCAGCUCAAUCACAUGAAGUCAACGCGGUGAUUCAAUGGAAGAAAAUGAGGAACACCCAGGAAUUAAAAGAAUCCUGUGGCUGUAGAGUGACGCCUUUUGGUAAUGAAUUAUGAUCUUACACGUCUCUAUUGGUUCAAUAUCUUUUCUUACUUCCUGUUUUAACAUCUGCUUUUGAUUUCCUGGUUUUUUGAACAUUUAAGUAGUGAAGCCAAUGCCUAUGUUUCAAGUUUGCUGAUAUUACGUACAGUAAUCGUUGUUCCUGUAUUUAUGUAAAGUGAGUGUAGUGUAAAUAUAUUCAGAUCUUUUCAUUCUUACCGGUUUAAAAAAAAGAAAAAAGAAGAAGAAAAAAUUGUGAUAUUGCUCAGCAUCGCUUCAAAAAGGGAGAUUCUUCUCAUGGAAUAUUCCACGUCUGUAAAAGAGAUUUUUAAUCCUGAUAUUUUUCAAGAACUUCAAAUACAGGUGUCCUUUUUUUUCUGUUACACUUUUUCUUUUUUUUUUCUUCAAGAGUUGUUUCAGUAUCCGGUCAGUGUUUUGCCUUUUUCUCUGUAUUUUUCAUAUGGAUGGAGCUGUGAAAUUUAAAAUAAGUUCAAACAUAUACAUGUAUAUCAAUAUGAAUGGAGGCAUGAAGGUUAAUAAAGUUGCAUUUUGUAUGUAA